Molecule: messenger RNA, 426 nt
Organism: Closterium sp. Yama58-4
Lineage: Eukaryota; Viridiplantae; Streptophyta; Zygnematophyceae; Desmidiales; Closteriaceae
Source: the annotation of a GenBank genome assembly
AUGGCAUGCGGAAAGUUCUUCGUUGCUUCCUUCCUCUUCCUGCUCGCCGCUCUCUUGGCCAUCUCCAACUUCCCUGCUGCUCAAGGUGCACGAGCUCCAUUCGCGAGCGUCUCAUCCCCCGCUACAGUCACACGGAGGGUGCUACACAGCUCCAAGACAUGCUCAGACAAGUACGAUACGAAGCUGCAGCGGUGCCAAGACAAGGAAACCGAUUGCAUUAACCGCGCGCGGGACUGGCGGCAGGAGCAGCGAUGCAACGAGAAGCGGGGCGAGUGCGAAUGGGAUGCGAUUGAUUUGUUCAACGAUUGCCAGCAGGACUGCAUUGAGAAAUGCGAUGAGCAGCUGGAUGAGUGCUAUGAUGACAACCAUCAUAACAGCCGCAAGUGCGACAGGAAGGACCAGAAGUGUCGCGACAAGUGCGACUGA